Molecule: messenger RNA, 1800 nt
Organism: Spirodela intermedia
Lineage: Eukaryota; Viridiplantae; Streptophyta; Magnoliopsida; Alismatales; Araceae
Source: the annotation of a GenBank genome assembly
AUGUUCUCCUUUGACCGCAGGUCCCGAUUCGCAGACGUCGGGUGGAUCUGGGAUCGGCGAAGUGCAGACCCGCGAUAUGUAUCUGAUCUAGAUAUUGACUGGGCUAAGGUUUUGAAAGUUAUCAAGGAAUCGGGCUACCAGAGUGUAAAGUCAAAGGUCGGCCUGCUAAAUUUCAAUAAGACGGAGGUCAAUAAUUGGCAGCAGCUUCUGCCCACAUCCGAGUUUGUCGUUGUGGGCCUGAACUCGGUCAACGCCAGCCUCAGAUGGGAGGAUCUCUAUCCUGAAUGGAUCGACGAAGAAGAAGAGUUUGAAAUCCCUAAGUGCCCCACCCUUCCCGAACCCAGUGUUACUCCAACAGAUGUGCAGCUAGACUUCAUUGCCGUAAAGCUUCCUUGCAACAGGUCGGGAGGCUGGUCAAGAGAUCUGGUGCGACUGCACCUGCAGCUAGCUGCGGCUAAGCUGGCCGCCUCUGCAUCUGGAGGAGCCCUCCAUGGCCCGCAGGUCCUCUUUCUCACCGAUUGCUUCCCACUUCCCAACCUAUUCAAUUGCAAGGAUCUUGUCGCUCGCGAAGGGAGCUUGUGGCUGUACAGGCCCAGCUUGCGGACGCUAAGAGAAAGGAUCGAGCUGCCAGUCGGAUCAUGCACUCUUUCAAUCCCAUUGAAGGCAGAAGGUCAGUUGAACUCAUCUCAGAGCCUUCGCCUGGUCAUCUCUCUAUCUCUCUCUAUCUCUCUCUGCCUCUCUCUACUGAUUCUGAUCUGCGUGCUUGGGUUGCUGUAUCUGGAAACAGUGCGUCCCCGCUCUGAAGCUGUUCGACGGGAGGCCUAUGCUACGAUCCUUCAUUCAGCGCAAUUUUAUGUCUGCGGCGCCAUCGCCGCGGCUCAGAGCAUCCGGAUGUCGGGGUCGGACAGGGACCUAGUGAUUCUGGUCGACAAGACGAUCAGCGAUGAGCACAGAGGAGGCCUGGCAGCUGCGGGAUGGAAGGUGAGGACGAUACAGAGGAUACGGAAUCCGAAGGCGGAGCGGGAUGCCUACAACGAGUGGAACUACAGCAAGUUCCGGCUUUGGCAGCUUACGGACUACGACAAGAUCAUCUUCAUCGACGCCGACCUCCUCAUCCUGCGGAACAUCGACUUCCUGUUCUCCAUGCCGGAGAUCACGGCGACGGGGAACAACGCGACCCUGUUCAACUCCGGCGUGAUGGUCGUCGAGCCCUCCAACUGCACCUUCCAGCUGCUGAUGGAUCACAUCGAGGAGAUCGAGUCCUACAACGGCGGAGACCAGGGGUAUCUGAACGAGAUCUUCACGUGGUGGCACCGCAUACCCAAGCACAUGAACUUCUUGAAGCAUUUCUGGGAAGGGGACGAGGAGGAGAAGAAGCAGAUGAAGAUCCGCCUGUUCGGGGCCGACCCCCCCGUCCUCUACGUCCUCCACUACCUGGGGCUGAAGCCGUGGCUCUGCUUCCGCGACUAUGACUGCAACUGGAACGUGGACAUCCUGCAGGAGUUCGCCAGCGACGUGGCGCACGAGAGGUGGUGGAGGGUGCACGACGCCAUGCCCAAAAAGCUGCAGAGCUUCUGCCUCCUGAGGUCGAAGCAGAAGGCGUCGCUCGAGUGGGACCGGCGGCAGGCCGAGAAGGCCAACUACUCCGAUGGCCACUGGAAGAGGAAGAUCAGAGACCCGCGGCUGAAGACCUGCUUCGAGAAGUUCUGCUUCUGGGAGAGCAUGCUGUGGCACUGGGGGGAGACCAACCCUACCGGCGACAAGCCUAAAACGGUAAACCCUCCCCUCUCCGUAGAUUAG